GCCCCCGUCCGUCUCUCGUGGUGGCGCAAAAUUGUAUUUCAUACGAAACAUUUUUAUCGUGAGGGAGUAACAGAGAAAGAGAGAUAGAGAGAGAGAGAGAGAGAGCGAGUCGAACAACAGUUCAAAACUAGUGUUCACAAGUGUCUCAAAAACCUAUACACUGUACACAGUGUGCGCAAAACCGUCGCCGACGCGAAAGUAGUGUGUGCCACAGUCCCGAACUGUGUGUGUCCCUGUGUAUUCGCCCCUAAAUUCCCGCUCUGCGCUGAUGGACUAAUAAGAUGGCCGCCGACUCGGGUAUGGAUACGUGCCCUUCGCCGGAGAUCGCGGAUUCCAGAAAACGACCGCUCGAUUGCGCCUCGGAAAACGGCGACUCGAAACGUUCUCAUUUUAGUCCAGAUGGGGGUUCUGACGAAGGAAUCGGUAUGACAGGUGGAGAUGGAACAUACCAUUUUAAACUACUGGUGCCAAGUGUGGCAGCCGGGGCGAUUAUCGGCAAGGGGGGUGAGACGAUCGCCCAACUUCAAAAGGAGACUGGAGCCCGAGUUAAAAUGUCAAAGUCACAUGACUUUUACCCAGGAACAACAGAAAGAGUGUGCCUGAUAACCGGUGGCGUAGAUGCCAUAAUGACUGUCUUAGAGUUUAUAAUGGAUAAGAUUAGGGAAAAGCCUGACUUGACGAAGCCCGUUAUAGAAGCAGGCGAUAGCAAGUUAAUGCAAGAACGUGAUAAGCAAGUUAAAAUUUUAGUUCCAAAUAGUACAGCCGGUAUGAUAAUCGGCAAGGCAGGUAACUACAUUAAGCAAAUAAAAGAAACUAGCGGCUCAUAUGUUCAAAUCUCACAAAAAGCCAAAGAUGUAAGCCUUCAAGAGAGGUGUAUAACUGUGAUAGGUGAGAAAGAACAAAACAAACAAGCCUGCUUGAUGAUAAUAACAAAAGUGGUGGAAGAUCCUCAAAGCGGUACGUGCCUAAACGUGUCUUAUGCUGACGUCAGCGGCCCGGUGGCCAAUUACAAUCCAACCGGGUCUCCGUUUGCGCAGCAACCGGCUGCUGGUACGGCCUUUAGCGCAUCGACGGCCAGUUUGAAUAGUACUUUAAGCGCAGCCGCAGUGCAACAAGGUCUGGUACUGAAUGGCGCGGGCGCAGCCGGCUUGAGCCUCAGCCUUAAUUUGACUGCACCAGGGCAGAGUAUUGGGACCGUUACCGGACAGCUGUUGGACCAUGUUAAGAUGCAACUCAGAAGUUCCGGACUCACCGAGCCACACAUAGCCGAAAUCAGCGCCGCUUUAACCGUACUAGCAAAGUAUGGUAUAUUGGGCGUAGGCUUGGGCAUAGGAGGUGCUCACGCAGGCGCCCUACCAGUGUCCAGCUACCUGAGUGUCAUGGAGCAAGCUGGAGCAAACGCAGCUACCACCGGAGUCUUUGGAGCAGUUGGACAGAUCAGUUUAGGAGAGUGUCUAGGGGCGAACUCGCCUACCCCCCGGUCGAGUUUGGAGCGUUACGAGUCGGCGUUCGAUCCGUUCAGGCACCAGGCAUCAGCCGCGACCGCGCCGAUCUCCUUGAACAACAACAGCUUUGGUUUGGGCACCAACCAACAGGUGGCGGUGCAGCUGAGCAAGAGCCCCACUCCGGCGGAGAUCAAGGCCCACUCGGACACUAAGAACGUCGAGAUACCCGAGAUUAUUGUUGGGGCCAUUUUGGGUCCAGGAGGCAGAUCCUUAGUAGAAAUCCAACAGCUGAGCGGCGCCAACAUCCAAAUAUCGAAAAAAGGUAUUUUCGCCCCGGGCACCCGCAAUAGAAUCGUCACCAUAACCGGCAAUUCACAUUCCAUAACGACCGCUCAAUAUCUUAUUGAGCAACGAAUUUCGGAGGAAGAGCUCAAAAGGGCUCGGAAUAAUGGAAUAGGCAUCAUAGCAUGCUCUUAACCACUUACGGAACAUGCGCGAUACGGCCGAAAAGAGUCAGAGUUUAUAAAUUUAUUUUGAUUUUGUUUAUUGUACGAUUUUACCGUAGCUUUGUACAAUUAUUUCAUGUGCAUCAACCCUGUUUCGAUUCGUGCAACCUUAUAUUUAAAUUGGCCUAAUUGCUUUAAAAAAAAGUUUGAUUUCGACAUGAGGGUUGUCAAAGCUAAUGUACUAAUACUAAUACAAUCAUUCCUUGUACAAAAACAGUUUCGGUCGUAUCAGAAAUAAUGUGGUUACACUUUUGUUUUAAACGUUUUGUUUUUGUUUUUUUGUGACGUGAAUUUUUUUAUUUGUCAAAUAUGUAUUUUGACUUGUUAUAAUAAUAUAUUAUGUUUUUUUUAAAAAGAG
Molecule: messenger RNA, 2309 nt
Organism: Anthonomus grandis grandis
Lineage: Eukaryota; Metazoa; Arthropoda; Insecta; Coleoptera; Curculionidae
Gene: pasilla
Product: RNA-binding protein Pasilla
Exons: 9
Coding region: 282-1922 (546 amino acids)
Biological process (GO): regulation of alternative mRNA splicing, via spliceosome; mRNA splicing, via spliceosome
Cellular component (GO): cytoplasm; nucleus
Molecular function (GO): mRNA binding
Source: RefSeq, a predicted model, not a curated record